Etheostoma cragini (Arkansas darter) is the source of this 5059-nucleotide messenger RNA. RefSeq names its product contactin-associated protein-like 4. The coding region runs from base 15 to 3950 and encodes 1311 amino acids. The record is from RefSeq and is a predicted model, not a curated record. The transcript is spliced from 24 exons. NCBI's taxonomy places the organism in Eukaryota, Metazoa, Chordata, Actinopteri, Perciformes, Percidae.
GCCUGCUCCUCAUCAUGGAUCCCGGGACUAACAGACUUGCUGGGAUUAUCGCUCAGGUCGCCCUGCUUCUCUCCAACUCGUACGGGACAACCGGAGAAGAGGUGUGUGACAGCGCACUGGUGUCCAACCUGCCGCCAUCGUCCUUCAGGAGCUCGUCCCAGCUGUCCAGCAGUCACGCGCCAGGCUUCGCCAAACUCAACAGGAGAGACGGCGCUGGAGGCUGGUCUCCUCAGACCUCAGACAGGUACCAGUGGCUGGAGGUGGACCUGGGCCAGCGGACCACCAUCGCCGCUGUCGCUACGCAGGGCCGCUACGGCAGCUCUGAUUGGCUGUCGUCAUACCUUCUAAUGUUCAGCGACACGGGACACAACUGGAAGCAGUACAGACAGGAGGACAGCAUAGGGUCUUUUCCAGGGAACAGUAAUGCAGACAGCGUGGUUCAGUACAAACUGCAGCAGCCGGCGAUUGCUCGCUUCCUCCGCCUCAUUCCUUUGGAGUGGAACCCCAGCGGGAGGAUUGGACUCCGGCUGGAGACCUACGGAUGUCCUUAUACCUCUGACGUGGUGAGCCUGGACGGCAGCAGCAGUGGUCUGGUGUACCGGCUGAGCCCCGGGUCGAAGCGGGCGUCCAGAGAGGCCGUCUCUCUGAAGUUUAAAACCCUUAGGAAUUCUGGGACACUGCUGCACGCAGAAGGAGAGGGACCACUCAGCUUAAGUCUGGAGUUAGAGAGAGGAAAGCUACUGCUCCUGCUUAGACAAGGUAGGACUUCAUCCCCUGAACCACGGCUCCUGGCUUCCCUCGGCAGCCUGUUAGAUGAUCAGCAUUGGCACCAUGUAGCGUUGGAGCGGCAACGCUCUCACCUCAACCUUACUGUGGACAAACACACGGAGAAGGUUCAGAUGCCUGCCGAGUUCAGCCACUGGGACAUCCAGCAGCUGAGUGUCGGGGCAGUCCAGAUCUCUCAGAAACCAGAGGUCUCCAAGAGGAACUUCCAUGGCUGCCUUGAAAACCUGCUGUUCAAUGAACUCAACCUGAUUGGAUUAGCUAAACACAAUGACCACCAUGUUACUCUAGUGGGCAACGUGACCUUUUUGUGUGCUGAGUCGCUUUCUGUCGCCGCGACGUUCCCCGGCCCCCACAGCUUCCUCCAGUUGCCAGUGCCGGAGACGUCCUCAUACGGGGGUGUGUCCGUUGGGUUCCAGUUCAGGACGUGGAACAAGGCGGGGCUUCUGCUCACCUUUGAGCUGCCUCAGGAAGGGGGCGUGGUCUGGCUGUACCUGAGUGACGCCAGAAUGCGGCUACAGAUCCAUAAGGCUGGCAGGGCGUUGCUGGAGCUCACUGCAGGUUCUGCCCUGAAUGACGGUCAGUGGCAUGCGGUGGAGCUGAACUCCAGACAAGGUCGUCUGAUCAUCACUGUGGAUAGAGAAGAAGGAGGCAGCGCACAAGCCAGCCCCUCAUUUUCUGUCACCAUAGGAAGUCAACUCUUCUUUGGUGGCUGUCCCACUGAAGAUGACAGGAAGGAAUGCAGAAACCCCUUCAAUGUCUUCCAGGGCUGCAUGCGUCUAAUAACUCUGGAUAACCAAAACGUGAACCUGAUCAUGGUGCAGCAGAAGCAGCUGGGAGUCUACAGCAACCUGCAGAUUGACAUGUGUGGAAUAAUUGACAGGUGUUCUCCCAGUCGUUGUGAACAUGGCAGCCGCUGCAGUCAGUCCUGGACCAGCUUCCACUGUAACUGCUCUGAGAGCGGCUACAGCGGAGCCAUCUGCCACAGCUCUGUGUACCAACAGUCCUGCGAGGCCUACAAGCACAACGGCAACACGUCGGGACAUUUUUUUAUCGACGUGGACGGCAGCGGACCAAUCAAACCGCAGCUGGUCUACUGCAAUAUGACAGAGGAGAACACAUGGAUGGUGAUCCAGCACAACAACACAGAGCUGACUAGAGUCCGGCCGUCUCCAGGUGUAAACCACCAUUCCGUCCAGUUUGACUACUCAACGGACGAGGAGCAGCUAUUAGCUGCCAUCAGUCAGUCGGAGCACUGUGAACAGGAGCUGUCCUAUCACUGCAGGAAGUCCCGCCUCCUCAACACUCCAGAGGGCUCUCCGUUCAGCUGGUGGCUCGGGGGUCCCGGUCCCGGUCGUGUGCAGACUUAUUGGGGCGGAGCUCAUCCAGGCAGCCAGCAGUGUGUCUGCGGCCUGCAGGGCGACUGUGUGGACCCACAACACUACUGCAACUGUGACGCCGACCGCAUGGACUGGGCUGAAGACUCAGGCCUGCUUGUCCAUAAGGAAAGCCUCCCUGUCAGGUCUCUGGUGCUGGGUGACAUCCAGAGGCCCGGGUCAGAUGCCGCCUACAGGGUGGGCCCGCUCCGUUGUCAUGGAGACAAGAACUUGUGGAACGCUGCGUUCUUCGACAAGGAGACGUCGUACCUCCACUUCCCCACUUUCCACGGAGAGCUGAGUGCAGAUAUCUCCUUCUUGUUUAAAACCACGGCCUCGUACGGCGUGUUCCUGGAAAACCUGGGCAUCAAAGAUUUCAUCCGGAUCGAACUAAGCUCCUCCACUCAGGUGCUUUUCUCCUUGGAUGUGGGUAACGGGCCGCUGGAGGUUCGCGUGGAGUCGAAAGUGCCGCUGAAUGACAACCGGUGGCAUCAAGUCCGAGCCGAGCGGAACGUCAAGGAAGCGUCGCUUCGAUUGGAUGAACUUCCUGUCGCCACACAGGAGGCUCCUGCUGACGGGCACAUCCACCUGCAGCUCAACAGCCAGCUGUUCAUAGGAGGCACAGCGUCCAGGCAGAAGGGAUUUCGGGGAUGUAUUCGCUCCCUGCAGAUGAACGGCGUCACCCUGGACCUGGAGGAGAGGGCCAAGAUCACACCCGGGGUUCGAGCCGGCUGCCCGGGUCACUGCAGCAGCUACGGCUCGCUCUGCCAGAACCAGGGCCGCUGUGUGGAGAGAGCCAACGGCUUCCACUGUGACUGCAGCCUGUCAGCAUACACCGGAGUCUUCUGCCAUACAGAGGUGUCGGCCAGCUUCAAGUCGGAGACGUCCGUCAGCUACACCUUCAAGGAGCCGUACGAGUUGAGCAGGAACAGCAGCUCUCUGCCGUCCUCCAUCUACUCUGACAUGACGCUGAGAGGAGAGAACGUCUCGCUGAGCUUCAGGACCAAUCAGAGUCCGGCUCUGCUGCUCUACGUCAGCUCCUACUACAGAGAGUACCUGGCCCUGCUCGUCAACAAGCACGAUAAACUGGAGGUGAGAUACAAGCUGGACAACAGCAGAGACGCUCAAGUGUUGAGGAGCAGAGUGAAGAGCCUGGCCAAUGGACAACUACACACUGUUACCAUCAGGAGACUAACAGACUCUGUGUCUGUGCAGAUCGACCAAAACCCCAGAGAAGACUUCAACCUGACAUCUGACGGAGAAUUCAACGCCAUCAAGUCGCUGGUGUUGGGCAGAGUGCACGGGUCUGAUGAUUUGGAGCCAGACAUGGCCAGGUUGGCGUCUCUCGGUUUCACCGGUUGUCUCUCAGUGGUCCACUUUAACUCCCUAAGCCCUCUGAAAGCUGCUCUGCUCCACCCAGACACCAGCCCUGUCAUCAUCACUGGACCUUUAGUCCAGUCCAAUUGCGGUUCCUCAGCGUCAGCCAAUCCCUACGCAGCAGAGAACACACACCACCUGUCAGAUCAGUCGGGUUCAGUGGGUUCAGGUCAACCUUUAGUCAAUGCUAUCAGGACUGACUCGGCUCUGAUUGGAGGUGUCAUAGCAGUUGUGAUCUUUGUGAUUGUGACCGGCCUGGCGAUAACUGCCAGAUUCCUCUACCGGAGAAAAGAGACAUAUCGAAACCAGGAAGUGAAGGAAGUCAAACAGGAAGACAGCCCGGAUUUCCCUUUCAACAACCAGACUGACUCCCAAAACGUCUCCACUGAAACCCCAAAAGAGUAUUUCAUUUAACUGGAGGCCUGAUGAGCUGAUGAACAGGCAGGGGAGUCCUUCUACGCCUCCGGACUACACACUGCACUCAGAGAAUUUGAUGGCAGAAGUGGCUCUACAGCAUGUUGAAGCAAAAAAAGAACAAUUCACACAGUGUUGUCUUUCCAUUGCUUUACUGUAAAUUGUGAAUAUACUAAUACAAAUGGGCAGAAGUGUUGGACUUAUGAGGUGUUUGAUAUCCUUGUUUCAAGUGUAAGUAUUUAAAAAAUGUAAAUGUUGAUUUAUUGUCUUUGUAACAAUCCUUGGAUAACGUCACUUUGAUAUUUUGAAAUGUGGAAAAUCAUGGAGGUGUAAGUAUUUCAUGGUGUGUGGGUAGGAAAUAUGUGAAACUAUGCCCUAUCGUGGUUGGGUUUUCCUUAAAAAAGAUGGGUUUCUUGAGAGAACUUGAAAUUGGCAGUACUGUAUGUUUACCCUGGAAGUUGAGUCACCAUGCCUUUGGUUGUGAUUAUGAUCGUGACGAUGAUUCGCCCACUUUUUACAAGGUCACCUACUAAUUGUGCAGGGAUAUGUUACGAUACCUUCAACCGCCAGCUAUUGAUAUUUUUACCAUCCCUCCCUCUUCCAAUUUUUAAUCCCUCUCUUUGAAGGUUUAAGCUCUCACUGUGUAAGAUCUUUGGUGGGUAAAUAACUAGUGAAGAUUAAAAUAAAUGAACUUUGGUGAAGAAUUCUUUUCUCACCAUAUUACAAAGAUUCCAAAUACAUGAGCUUAGUCAUGGACCUACUGAGCUUAUAAUCAGUGUUUUUCUAAUAAUGUAUCAAAUGACAAAGUAAAAACAUUGGCCCUCAUUUAUCAACUAACGUAGAAACCAGCGCAGAUAUAUGCGCAGAAAUCCUCUUACAACAGGCUUUACGUGGGAUUCAUGAAACGUUCUUAUUAAACCAAUCAGAGCGUAAGUACACUGAUAAAUGCAGUGGCUGGAAACGAUCGUAAUUUAAAUAUUAUGCCCCAAUAUUUUCUCGGUUUUGAGGCCUUGCCCCCUACAAUUUAUGACAUGGCCAGACGUAAUCCGUCUAAGAAGCAGCACUUUUCAGAGGUGGAGAUUAUAUUGCAAUAUCUUAGGGCUACAUGU